Messenger RNA from Mucor mucedo, 594 nucleotides. Its product is annotated as FUN14 family-domain-containing protein. Bases 1 to 594 code for a protein of 197 amino acids. The transcript is spliced from 4 exons. NCBI's taxonomy places the organism in Eukaryota, Fungi, Mucoromycota, Mucoromycetes, Mucorales, Mucoraceae. The record is from RefSeq and is a predicted model, not a curated record. Gene Ontology annotation, biological process: autophagy of mitochondrion. Gene Ontology annotation, cellular component: mitochondrial outer membrane.
AUGCUUCGUCUACCUAGAGUCCUAAACGGAAACACCAUCAAGGCGUGUACACGUCCUGCCUUUCAACACCAACCUAAGCGUCUCUUGCAAACUACACAGGUAAAGUCACUGCAGGUAAGACCAUACUCGUUUGGCACUUCCAAGAUUCUAGCCUUGACUGCUUUCAGCGGUACCAUGGCAACGCCCUUGAUGUUCAACAAGAAGACAGUCCACUGUGAAGCUGCAUUUGCCACGGAACCAUUGUUUGAAAAGAAAUUGAGUAAGCCGCUCUUGAAUAAGGGAGAACUCACAUUUGGUACGUUUCUUGGUGUUUGUACGGGAUUCUUGAUCAAGAAGGUAGGCAAGAUCUUUGCUGCCUUUGUAGGAACAGGCUUUGUGUUUUUACAGUACUUGGCGCAACAAGGUUAUGUCACAGUGCAUUGGGAUCGUAUGGAAGGAGGUUAUAAAAACACACUAGGUGUAGACAAAGAUGGUAGAGUCUCCACCAAAGUACUUCAAUCCAAGUGGCAAAAGUUUAUGAAUAUCUUGACAAGUAACAUUCAAUUUAAAUCUACCUUUUUAAUCGGUUUUUAUGCUGGUAUGCGUUACGGAUAA